Aspergillus clavatus NRRL 1 is the source of this 3927-nucleotide messenger RNA. RefSeq names its product C6 zinc finger domain protein. NCBI's taxonomy places the organism in Eukaryota, Fungi, Ascomycota, Eurotiomycetes, Eurotiales, Aspergillaceae. The record is from RefSeq and is a predicted model, not a curated record. Gene Ontology annotation, molecular function: zinc ion binding; transcription cis-regulatory region binding; DNA-binding transcription factor activity, RNA polymerase II-specific. The transcript has 4 exons. Gene Ontology annotation, cellular component: nucleus. Bases 1 to 3927 code for a protein of 1308 amino acids. Gene Ontology annotation, biological process: DNA-templated transcription; positive regulation of transcription by RNA polymerase II.
AUGGACACUCAACGGCGUCGUCAACAUCAUAGCUGUGACCCAUGUCGGAAAGGGAAGAGAGCCUGUGAUGCGCCUGCACGCAGAGACAGAGACCGUCAUACCGGGGAGGUUUCAUCGUCCAACCAAGCCAGCAGCGACACCAUCACCUGCUCCAACUGCAGGAAAUAUAAUCGGGAAUGCACCUUCAAUUGGCUGUCUGAGAACCGGGCGGCGGCACGCGGAGGGAAGAAGCAGAAGACGAGGAAUGCGACCGGGCCGUCGCGCGUGGACGCACAGCACGCGUCGAAUCCGUUCACGCAGGCCGCCGUGCUCGGGGAUAUGCUGUCCUCGUCGCAGUGGCUGUCCGAGACGCUGGGGCAGGGAGUCUGGUCGGGGAACGCCGUCGAUCAGUCCGCUCCCUGGUCGCUGGGACAUGCGGGUGCGGUCGCGAUCCCGCUACGAGGCAAGGAGCCGGACCUCGACCCCUUCCGCAUGUUCUCCUGGCAUACGAACGCGGGGCAUGUCCCACCGAGCCUGGCAGAGUCGUCGGGGGUGGUGGUACCGGAUCACGAAGAGCUGGGUGGCGGCCCCAGUCUGGGGUACUACCAGCAGAGUCGAUCGCAGUCAGGACCCCGUUCGUUCGAUGGGACAUUCGACGUGUUCCCUCCUCCUCCGCCUCGAUCGGAUGACUCGAGUCCCGGGCUCACUGACUCCUACUAUUCCUCGUCGCCGGGGUUUCCCUUCCUGGACAGUGCGGAGGCUCGGCGCCAGGAUCUCACGGCGGGCGACAACGGGGAGGGCUUGGGAUCGAAAGAUUCCAUCAGCAGUCUGUCGGUGUUGUCAGAUAACAUCGCAGACGGCUAUGCGCGCUCGAUGAUGACGCGGAACUUGGUACGAAUAUACCACGACAGCAUGGAGAAUGCGCUCUCCUGCUGGCUGACGGAACAGAACUGUCCGUACAACACGGCCCUCUCCCCCUACAAGUCGGCCCCAAACAACGGACUAAUCCGUCCAGCCGAAACGGCCUGGGCGCCGAGCUGGACGAAUCGAAUAUGCACCCGCGUGUGUCGGCUGGACCGAGCAUACGCCUCGGCUCGGGGCCGGAGUCUCAGCGCGUCAGAGGAAAAGAUGGCGUCCCGGGCGCUGCACACGGCGAUCAUGGCGUUCGCGUCGCAGUGGGCGCAGAAGAUGCCCCGGAAGGAUGGCUUCUCGCCCACGUCGCCGGUCGCCCACAAGGAGCGGGCCAUGCGGGAGACGCUCUGGAACCAAGCACGGCGAGCGCUGGAGAAUGCCGCGGGCGUUCCGUCGUUCCGCGUCGCUUUCGCCAACAUCAUCUUCUCCGUCGGACAGCGGCCGCUGAAUACCGACGAAGACCUGGAGCUGCAUGAGUUGUUGGAGGACGACAGCGCCCCCUUGUUUCUGGAAGCGGCCGUGCGCCAGCUCUUUUCCAUAAAACACAAACUCACGCGAGCGCAGAGGCAGAAGAAGCCCAGGGCCGGGAGUCUGGCCCAACCCACCCCUGUCGAGGUCUCGAGUACGGCCAGUGAGUUUCUGUCCGCCGCGUCGACCGGCGUGCCGUUGCAGGCGGACGCCUUCUACACCGACCCCGAAUAUCAAGAGACCAUCAACCUCAUGUUCUGGUUGGUGGUCAUGUUUGAUACCCUGACCGCCGCCAUGUAUCAGCGGCCGUUGGUGAUCUCCGACGAGGACACUCAGAUCACAUCGAUCACUCCGUCCGACAACGGCAACGACAACGAAGCCCGCGUCGAUCUGGACGGCUGGAACAUGACGUACGCGCGCGCCCUGCAAGAGAAACAGGAUCUCUGGGGCGACUUCUUCCUCCGCAAACGCGCAGCACGGCAGCAGCAGCAGCAGCAGGCGGACCCGCCCUCGUGGCCCUGCUCCUACGACGAGGCGGCCGAGGUACUCUCCGACGCCAGCCCCGUCAAAGUCCUCCUCUUCCGCCAGGUCACCCGUCUCGAGACACUCGUCUACCGCGGCGCGAGCCCCGAGCGCCUGGAAGAAGCCAUCCAGAAGGCGCUGCGCAUCUACCAGCACUGGAACGCCGCGUACAAGCGCUUCUUCACCACCUGCAACGCCCACCACGACGACUUGCCCCCGCGCAUCCAGGCCUGGUACGUCAUCGUGGCGGGCCACUGGCACCUGGCCGCCAUGCUACUCGCCGACGCCGUCAAGGGCAUCGACGAGGGACGACUGGGGCUGGACAGCCAGCGCGAGGCGCGCGGCGCCAUCGACUUUGUCGCGACGCUGCGGCGCGACAACGCGCUCGCCGCGGGGGCCAUCGCCCAGCGCUGCCUGCAGGGCCAGGUCUCGCUCUCCGGCAAGUUCGACUCGUUCCACGACUCGGUCAACGAGGCGGCCUUUCUGACGGAGCCGUGGACCCUGGUCCUGAUCCGCUGCUUCGCCAAGGCCGCGUACAUCCUUCUCGACGAGAUCAGCCUCCAUCCCCCGCCCCCGCGGGCCGGAUACGGCCGGCCCGGCGAUGACCCGGCCGAGUAUGCGCGGCGGACCUGCGAGUUCUGCAUCUCAGCGCUGUGGUGUCUCGGCACCAAGUCGGACAUGGCGUUUGUGGUGGCGCGGUCGCUGUCAAACCAGUUGGAGCGGAAGGUGGGGAGGCGGGCGAGUCCGGGCUGCUUCCAAUGCACCAAACGACGAAUCAUCUGCGACGGCGGCGACCCCGUGUGCGCCAAAUGCCAAAAGAAAGGGAUUGAGUGCUCCGGACAGUCGCGGAUCCGGUUCACGAAUGGCGUCGCCUCGCGCGGGAAGCUGAAGGGAUGUGUUAUCCCCGUUGUGGGGGUGAGGGCGGAGAGCGUCUUUGCGCAGGGGGCGCCGGUGCGCUCGCAGCUACGAUGGCGCGAGGGGAGGGUGCAUAAACGGGUGAGGAGGGGUGGGAAGGAGGAGGGGGUGGAGGUGGAGGAUACACUGGGGAGGGGUGGGUUGGAUGGAGAUGCAGAUGCAGAUGCAGAAGAAGAGGUCACUCGUGGAAGCGAGAUCUGUCCGCUCGCGCCGUGGGUGGCUCCGCUGGGUGCGCGCGCGCGCAUGCUCUUCUCGCACUUCGCGCGCGACGUCGCCCCCGUCAUGGUCCUCCUCGACGACGUCGCGAACGGAUACCGCGACUUCAUCCUCCCCAUGGCCUGCGGCGACGACCUCGUGCGGCAGGCCGUCGAGGUCGUCGCGACGCAGUACCUAGCGCAGCUGCAGCCAGCGUUCUCGGCUGCUGCUGAGACGGGCCGCGCGGCGCUGAUUUCGCGCCUGCGCCGCGAGUCGCUGCUCCGGGCGCCGGAGCGUGUCUUCAGCGCCGAAACAUGGGCCACGCUGAUCGUGCUCCUUGUUGGCGAAACGGUCACCGCAAGCGACGAGUACCAUCAUCUGCUGCGCACGCUGCACUCGGUGACGCACAACGCGGCGCCGGUGCGCUCGGAUGUCGCCAAGUUCCUGCUCCAGCAGACACACAUGUUCGAACUCCUCGGCCAACCGCUCCUCAGCGAAGACCAAGGCCUGCUAGUCCUCCGCUCCCCACCCUCCCAAACCCUCGACUGGCUCGCCUACGACCUCCCCGCCACAUCCACCCACCACGCCCUCCUCCACCUCACCCGACAAGCCUUCACGCUCGCCUCGCGCAUCUACCUGCACCGCGCAACCACGAACCACGAACAGCGGGCGCUGGCGACGCAGCUCCGCGCGGUGAUCGCGCAGAUCGACGCGGACGCGCCGGGCGCGCACGCGCUCGUCUGGGCGUGUUUCAUCGCCGCGGCGGAUAGCGCCGACGAGGCGCUGCGGGCUUUCUUCGUGGCGAGGCUGCGGGAUGUGUAUGCGCGCACGCGGUUCCGGAAUGUGGAUGCGGCGGUGCGGGCGUUGCCGGGGAUUUGGGCGGGGGCGGGGAGGUGGACGGAGGGGUUGGGUGGGAUGGGGGUGUUGGUGAUGUGA